AUGAGAAUGCAGAGAGAGACUGGUUGUGAAGGUCGACUUGGCGUCGGAGUAGCAGCACCGUUUGGAGGUGUGGAUCACAAUAACCCAAGCGAGGCAGCUUCUAUCGAGAGGAAUUCAUGGGAGAAAGCAGGGGAGCAAGGAGGGGAAGGAGGGGAGCAAAGAAGAGAGCAAAGGAAGGCGCAACAGGAGUCUGGAUAUGAGGGUGAGCAACGGCAAUCCGCAAAGGGCGGCGAGCGCGUGCAAGAAGAUUCGGUUGCCCAUCAAGAGACAUUGAGAAUAAUGUCUUGGAACGCCAACAGUUUCCUGCUGCGACUGAGACACAACCGGGCGGAGUUGGUUGGCUUUAUCUGCAAGCACUCGCCUGAUGUCAUUGCCAUCCAGGAGGUGCGCAUGCCAGCAGCAGGGCGGAAGGGCGGGCCUCUCAACCAAUCAGAGCUCAAGGAUGACACGAAGCAAGCCCGGGAGGAGAGGCAGUUUAUGCAGCAUGCGCUGGCAUCACCACCGUUCUCCCUGUACCGGGUGUGGUGGUCCCUCGCCCCCACCAAGUAUGCCGGCACAGCCAUGCUGCUCAAACGCUCCCUGCUGCCCCGCCUCCUCUCCGCCUCCUUCUCCCUUGACGUGAGUGAGUUCAGUGCGGUUCAGUGUGGUGCAGUGCGCAGCAAGCAGGUAGAGAGCGUCGUUGCCAUUCUCCCUGUACCAGGUGUGGUGGUCCCUCGCCCCCACCAAGUAUGCCGGCACAGUCAUGCUGCUCAAGCGCUCCCAGAUGCCUCACCUCCUCUCCGCCUCCUUUUCCUUGGAUGUGAGGUGGACUUCUCCCUCUCCUUCUUCCAUCCUUCCGCUCCCCUCAACACAGACGUGCCAAACAAUGGCUUCUCCAAAGACUCUCUCAACUUCCCUCACUCCUCCAUCCUCCUCCCCGCAUCCCUCUCUCUGCAGGUGGGAGCAACGGAACAGGGAAAACAGCGGAGGCAGCAGCACGAGGCAGACGGGAGGGCGAUCAUUUUGGAGUUUCCAUCCCUGCGCCUCCUCAACACCUACGUGCCAAACAAUGGCUUCUCCAAAGACUCUCCCAGCUUCCCCCGCCGAGCUGAGUGGGACGAUCGCAUCCGUCGGUUUCUCACCAGCGACGCUGUGCGAUCCAAGCCGUUGAUCUGGCUGGGCGAUCUCAAUAUUUCUCGUACGUCGACCGCUCUUCCGCUACCGUCCCACCGCCCUUCCUUCUCCCCUCCCAACACCAGUCCAACAGACGAUGACGUCAGCGACCCUGAGUUCUUCCGUGCGGCGACCAAUGGCGAGCCGGCCACUGAUCCCGGGGAUCGGGGGCAGCCAGGGUUCUCUCUCAACGAGCGGAUGAGAUUCGCCGAGACUCUGAAAAGGGCCGGCUUGACAGACGCGUAUCGCCACAUGCACCCCAGCAAGGACAUGCAGGCAGGCUUCACGUGGAGUGGCAACCCUGUGGGGAGGUACCGAGGCAAGCGCAUGCGGGUUGACUACUUCUGUGUGUCUAACAACCUUCUGCCCCGAGUGGCUGCAUGUGACAUUCACGGGCAAGGUUUCGAGGGUGAGGGGUUUCUUGGAAGUGACCAUUGUCCCAUCACCCUCACCCUUCGGCCAAACUGA
Molecule: messenger RNA, 1620 nt
Organism: Closterium sp. NIES-65
Lineage: Eukaryota; Viridiplantae; Streptophyta; Zygnematophyceae; Desmidiales; Closteriaceae
Source: the annotation of a GenBank genome assembly